ACGAAGUUUGAAAGUAACGACCCAGUUAGCCUUUGCUCGUCCAUCGGUAAAAUAAUCUCAGGUUAAAGUUUAAAUCAAUGUCCACGCCAUGGCGUCCUUUUAUCUAUUACAAAACUCGAAUCCACGCUUCGAGUCUCCGGCUAAAGUGUUCGCGAAGUUGAAGUCCAAAGUUCAGAAGGAAGCGAUGUGCGCCAGAGCCGGGGGUUUUACAGGUGAAGUCAACCACGCAGAGAAACCAGCUAAUAAUAACAUCUCCAGCAUCUGGAGCAGCGACGAGCCCGAGGAUGAUCAACGCUUUGGAUGCUAUGGCAGUGAAGCGGAGGCUUUGACUCUGUCGCCCAUGUCGAGUCCGAAGAAAAGUUUGGACUAUUCCUGCUCCAGCAUGAGCAUCGGCCCGCUGGAGGAGGCGAGGACACACGGAGCUUUCCUGGAGUCCACGGCCAUGUCUAUUUCUAUGGUCAACAGCUACAUGGCCAACAACAGACUUCCUCAGAUCACAGACUCUCGUGUUUUCCAUGAGCCCAUCAGGGCUCCACAGAAACUUAUAGAAACCAGCAGGAGAAAUGUGGAUAUCUGUGCCACUGUGAGUCCCCCCAUGAAGAGCAGGGUGAGGAAGAGGACGUGGGAGCAGCAUGAAUUUAAUAAAGUGACCCACAUGAAUAAUGAACAUUUAAGCCCUCCACAGCUAAGGCAAACUUCAACGUUUAUUAGGGAUUACAGCCACAACAUCAAUAGUAUACCGGAUCUCUGUAGGUUAAAUGGACACCCAGAGCCCAUCUUCACACUACCAAAAGCCCCUGGAAGGAAAGGUUGUUCAGUUUUGUUAGAUAAAUUGCCUCCAAUGUCACCAGCCAAGAUGUUUGCCUACAUGAAGGAGAGGGAAAGCAAAAGAGAACGAUGGGAAGUUCACAGCAGCAGAAGAGACUUAUUUGGAGGGAACCCGGAUCAGUCCAUAGACACUCUUCUCGGCGUGGGCGAGGUGGAGAGCGUUGCUUCAGAAAAGGCCCAAGAAAGACUGGUUCCUGCUCAAGAGUGCACAGCAGACUCAGCUGACAGCUGCCCAGAGAGCCAGCUCACCGAGGACAGCCUGGUCCCCGCUGCGCCGACACGACCUGUUUUGUUAGAGGAUCCGCUUUUAUUAAAUUCUCCAAAAUUCUCCAUACCGAAGAAAUGUGAGAAUGUGUUAAAGCGCAGCCGCUGGUGCACGCAGAAGAAAUUCCCAGUCGAGAAUGUUAUUCAUCUCCAGAAGUGGAUCCUGAAGAAGAAUAGUAAGGGGCUGUUUGUUGAUGGAAUUCACGGGGAGGACAACAUACCGUGGAACAGUAACAUCAUUGUGGGCAGGGUCUCCAAUUCUGUGCUGAAGACCGUCUCCGGGAGGGUUUACAUUUUAAUUGGGAAGAUGAACAUUAAUGCUGCUUAUGGUUUUCCAAAGCGGUUUUUGAAAAAGUUUUUGAAUGGUUUUCCCCACAACUGGAAGGCGCUGUAUGAGAACUUUCUGUCUGAGUCAAACGACCCUAGCUUCAGCAGAGGAGUUGAGAGGAUCAGCGAAGGGAAAGGCAUCCCAGUUAAGACAAAGCCGGAGGCCUCUGUCGACCGUGCUGUGAAGAGACACCGACAGAAGUCCUCGAAAACGCCUGAAUCCUGUCCUCCCCCCAUCUCUUCUGCAAAAAUGUCUCGCAGUGGUCGAAUGAUAAAACCACCUUUGGAGUAUUGGAAAGGAGGCCGAGUCGUUUUAGAUGCACACAUGAAUGUCACCAUCCAUGAAAGCUACGAUAACGUCGGCUUUAUUUGUGAGUCAAACAGUGGUGCAGCAGAGUCUCCAAUGAGCUUCCAGAAGUCCGUCCGAGUGAUCCUUCCCUGCACUGAGGGUCGAAAGCAGAGCGUGUCUGUCGCCGGCAAAGCGGCUUCUGUACCGGAGAGGAAGGUGAAGACAAAACAAAAACAGGACGGAACUGAGGUUAUCCCUCACAAGAAGUCUACAUAUGUGUCUGAUCUCACCGUGGAGAUGCUAAGCAGCACUCAAGGGUGUUCUGGGCGAACAACGAGGUCCAGCAGAAGGAGGCCGUGCCCUGCUGCAGACGCUGAUGUUGUUCCACACAGGCACAGUGAGUCGGAGAAGUCUUCUGCACAAACAUCAACAAAAACGGCACACAGCAAGCCUUCUACAAUAGCAUCCAGGAGAAGACAGGGUGUCUUCUAUUCCCCCGAGUCCCCACCGGUCAGUGAUGGUGCAUUAGAGCGUCUGUCGUCUGAUGGUGAGGUUUCCAGUAAAGGGAGGAAGAAAGACAAAGAAGUGUCCACUAAGAAAGGUGGGAAGGUUCGCAAAGAGUGCAAACGCACUGAAACUUCGCCAAGAACGGAGCCUUUGCCAAAGUCGGCACAAUCCAACAAGAAACGCCACAGAAAGAAAGGCAGCGCAGUCAUUCCACAAGAGCAGGUUGAUGACGACGAUGAUGAUGAAUGGAGCGAAGCAGAGCUGAAGAAGCUGCAAGAGGCUGUGUUGUACUAUCCAAAGCACGUCGCAGGUUACUGGGCAAAGGUUGGCCGGAUGGUAGGAACACGUUCUGCAGAGGAGUGCUACAAGCAGCACAUAUCCCAGGCAGCUGCCCAGACCCCCCCUAAAAAAUCCAAGAAGCACAAGACUGAAAAGGUGGAGGCGUCCAAACCUCCAGUUGUAGAGCGACCCGUGAUAUCUGCCCGGGCGGGGACUUUGAAGAGGAAGCAGCAGGUGCGUGCGUUCCUGGAGAACCUGCCCAGAGAAGAUGUCGACGAUGCUUUCAGCUCAGCGUACAUGCAAGAUAAACGGGUUGAGAUCCCCUCCAUGUGUUCGAGUGAUGAUAAUGACUUUGCGAUGUCUGACCUGGAACCCCAGACCCCGAUGUUGCCGCGCUUUCCUGAAGUUAAGACGCCUCAGUGUCUACACAUCACUCCUGGCAUGUUGGGAUCUCCAAACACAAACAACGGUGACAGAUAUGUCUAUCAACUGCAGAGAAGAAUGAAAAAACGUCAAUUUAAUGUACACAAGAGCUCGCCUUCUGGAAAGAGGUUCGAAACCACACCAUCAGCAAGACGGCAGAUAAAAUGCGGUAACAUGGAAAACUUCGCUGUGUGGGAGAUGCCCCCAGAGAGUGAUGGAGGGAUAUCGGACAGCACAGAUGAGGAUUUUUAUUUCUCCAACUAGUCGCAGUCAAGCUUUUUUUUUUUUUUUAUCUUCUUCUUUUAAAUCUCUAU
Molecule: messenger RNA, 3231 nt
Organism: Cololabis saira (Pacific saury)
Lineage: Eukaryota; Metazoa; Chordata; Actinopteri; Beloniformes; Belonidae
Gene: mis18bp1
Product: MIS18 binding protein 1
Exons: 16
Coding region: 89-3181 (1030 amino acids)
Source: RefSeq, a predicted model, not a curated record